AUGUCUGCAACUCUUUCUGUGCCAUCCCCGGCAGAUUUCCACGUCCAUUUGCGCCAGGGUUCGCUUUCCCAGCUUGUAACACCCCAUGUACGAAAAGGUGGAUUUAAUCUGGCCUAUGUCAUGCCCAACUUGAAGCCCCCUAUCACGUCGACAGAUCAAGCGUUGGAGUAUAAGACCGAACUCCAAAAAAUUGAUCCUCGUGUCGAAUAUCUUAUGACACUUUAUCUGUCCCCAGGGCUCACCCCAGACGAAAUCCGGAAAGCAAAAAAAGCUGGUAUCGUUGGCGUAAAAUCCUAUCCGAGGGGCGUCACAACAAAUUCAGACGGAGGGAUUGAGUCAUAUGAACUAUAUUAUCCCAUUUUUGAGGCAAUGCAAGAUGUCGACAUGGUUCUCAACUUGCACGGAGAAAUUCCUUCUGAUCCAGCUACGAAUGUUCAUGUCCUGAAUGCGGAGCCUCACUUUCUUCCCCACCUCGCUUCGAUUCACAAGGAAUUUCCGAGAUUGCGCAUCGUCCUUGAACAUGCUACCACGCGAGCCGCAAUCGAAGCCGUGAAAGCAUGCGGUCCCACCGUAGCUUGCACCAUCACAGCUCACCACCUGUCCUUAACUGUAGACGAUUGGGCCGGGCAGUCAUGGAACUAUUGCAAACCCGUGGCAAAGUUUCCUGACGAUCGUGCGGCUCUGCAGGAAGUAAUCAAAGAAGGCCACCCUCGCUUCUUCUUGGGUUCGGAUUCUGCCCCUCAUCCACCGCACAUCAAGUCAACGAGCACUCCUACUCAAGGAUGUGCCGCUGGCAUCUAUACUUCUCCUAUUUUGCUGCCGCUAGUAGCCCAUCAGUUAGAAUCUUUUGGUGCACUUAACAACAUAGAUGGAUUCACCAGUUUAUUCGGUCGCAGUUUCUAUGGGCUACCUGUAGAUGGUCUGCCAACAGUAACGAUCGAAAGGACCACAAGCAAAGUGUUGGAAAGUUACACCUUAGAUGGUGCGGCUGUCGUGCCGUUCUGGUCGGGGAAAGAGAUUGGCUGGGAAAUUGUUAGGCUGGGAGAUCGUUAA
This is a messenger RNA of Guyanagaster necrorhizus, 1053 nucleotides long. RefSeq names its product Dihydroorotase. Gene Ontology annotation, molecular function: dihydroorotase activity. Gene Ontology annotation, biological process: pyrimidine nucleotide biosynthetic process; 'de novo' pyrimidine nucleobase biosynthetic process. The coding region runs from base 1 to 1053 and encodes 350 amino acids. NCBI's taxonomy places the organism in Eukaryota, Fungi, Basidiomycota, Agaricomycetes, Agaricales, Physalacriaceae. The record is from RefSeq and is a predicted model, not a curated record. The transcript is spliced from 4 exons. Gene Ontology annotation, cellular component: cytoplasm.